This is a messenger RNA of Dibothriocephalus latus, 933 nucleotides long. Lineage: Eukaryota; Metazoa; Platyhelminthes; Cestoda; Diphyllobothriidea; Diphyllobothriidae. The record is from the annotation of a GenBank genome assembly.
AUGAAAAUGAAGGGCUCGGCACCACCUGACCCAAUUUACAAACCAACUCCAAUCAGUCUACUUGAUAAUAAUUCGUUUGACCUUACGAAACCAACUGAUGGAGACCAUUCUACAAGCUAUGAGUACUCGGCCUGCAACAGUGUGGACCAGUCACUGCCCAUUUAUAAUCCAACCCCUCUAAGUGAGCUCGCCAAACACAUUGACGAUGACUCUCCCUCGAUCUACUCUCCCCUCAAUGUUCCCGCCUGGCCAAUAGUUGGGGAAUGCCCCACCUACUCCCCCGUUGUUGUGAAACGUUCGUCCAGUUCACUCUCACCCGAAAGCAUUUCUGUGUCGCCCUUCUAUAAGCCGUCACCGGCUUAUCCGCCAGAAGUAGACCCACAACCACCAGUCUUCAAACGGCCACGCAAGCAUCUCCAAACCGCUAAGCCCCCUGUUCCUCCAAACACUUCGACUGCCACCAACCCCAGGCUCUCUGGAAGCCCUUCAGACGUCCCCGCUGCACCACCAAAGCCUGUUAAAAGGCCAUCGACAGGAACUGAGGAUGAUGCGGACGAGGAUCCGGAGGAGAAGCGCAAAAAAAUUAUUUCCCUGUAUCGUGACCUGUACGAGGAUGACAGUGAAGAGGACGAGGAGGCAGAGGAUAAAAAGGAUGAAGCAAACUCUCAUACCUCAAUAAAGGCUACGCAUUCUGCUUUUCCACCCGACCCUGAAGAUGCUCACUCUCCCCCGCCACCGUCCUCUACCUCUUCACGCAUCCUUACCCGCCCAAAGAAACCCCUUAGGCCGAGCAACAAAAUUCCUAUGCCCAUCCGGAUCCGUUAUCUGGACCAGUUCAUUGAGGCCUGCCUACGCAUUUCUCCCUCCGAAUCAGACGCCUACAUAUUGGUGAGUAAUCCACGUGUUAGACAAACACGUGAACCUUGUUUCUAA